Molecule: messenger RNA, 2210 nt
Organism: Ochotona curzoniae (black-lipped pika)
Lineage: Eukaryota; Metazoa; Chordata; Mammalia; Lagomorpha; Ochotonidae
Gene: POPDC2
Product: popeye domain containing 2
Exons: 4
Coding region: 453-1550 (365 amino acids)
Cellular component (GO): sarcolemma
Molecular function (GO): cAMP binding
Source: RefSeq, a predicted model, not a curated record
GCACAAGUGUGCCUCUCCUGCUGGGCUCUCCUCACUCCGCUGGGGAACAAGAGAGAGCAGGAUGUGAGCGCUGCACCCCACGCUGCCGAAGCUGCAUGACAUCUCGCGGUCCCACCUUUCCCGUGGAACAGCUUAGGUUUUCUGCUAAGAACUAAAUCUGAAGACUCUCAAGAAACCCCAGGCCAAGUCAACUUGCCAAAGUUUUGCUGGCACCGGAGCCUUGCUGAAGAGGGAGAGGGAGAGAGACACAUACACAAAGAAAAAGUUUCUUUUAAAUUCUCCAUGAAGUGUAUUACGUUCUGCCAUUCAUUCCCAAAGCCACAGGAAGCAUUCCACUUGGGAAAGGGAGUCGGUGAGAAGCGGAGGUGAGAAGGUACCUGGGACAACAGAUGCCUUUGUUUUCCCUGCGGGGACAGUGUUAGAGCCUAGUGUGGCUUGGCAAAGCUGCAAAGAUGAAUGGCAGCAGCAGCAGUACUGUGGGCCAGCUCCUGUGGCAGAGGCCAAUGUGCAUCAGCUGGAAGCCGGACAUGGAAGGGGCCGUUUACCACCUGGCCAGCUGCAUUCUGCUCCUGGGCUUCAUGGGGGGCAGCGGGGUGUAUGGCUGCUUCUACCUUUUUGGUUUUUUGGGUACAGGCUACCUGUGCUGUGCGCUGUGGGGCUGGUUCCAUGCCUGUGGCCUGGACAUUGUCCUUUGGAGCUUCCUGCUGGCCAUGGCUUGCGUGCUCCAGCUGGCUUACCUGGUAUACCGUCUGCGUGAGGAUACCCUCCCUGAGGAAUUCAACCUCCUGUACAAGACGCUCUGGGUGCCCCUGCAGGUGCCCCUGCAGACGUACAAGGAGAUUGUCCACUGCUGUGACGAGCAGGUGUUGACACUGGCCACGGAGCAGACCUAUGCCGUGGAGGGUGAGACACCCAUCAACCGUCUGUCCCUGCUGCUCUCUGGCCGGGUCCGUGUGAGCCAGGACGGGCAGUUUCUGCACUACAUCUUCCCCUACCAGUUCCUGGAUUCUCCCGAGUGGGAAUCGCUGCAGCCCUCAGAGGAAGGAGUGUUCCAGGUCACCCUCACAGCUGAGACGGAAUGCAGCUAUAUUUCCUGGCCCCGGAAAAGCCUCCACCUUCUGCUGACCAAGGAGCGGUACAUCUCGCGCCUCUUCUCGGCCCUGCUGGGCUAUGACAUCUCAGAGAAGCUCUACACUCUCAACGAAAAGCUCUUUGCUAAGUUUGCACUGCGCUUUGACAUUCGCCUGCCCAGCCUCUACCACGUGCUGGGGCCCGCUGCCCCAGACACAGAGCCAGAGUCUGAGAAGGAUGAUGAGGAAGCCCGUGUGCCAGCCAUGUCUCCUCCUCAAGCCACGGCCACCUCCGCCCAGCACACGUCCCCUUGGGCUCCCUCUCCAGCUGCCACCAACUUUCCUGCACCUCCUUCCAGGGCCAGGAUGUCCAGACCCGACAGCGGCAUCCUGGCUUCUAGAACUCCACUCCCGAGCCACUCUGCAGUGAUAACCCGAGGACAGGCCCCUCUGGCUCCAACCCACACUCCUGAACUUUGAGCAUUAGAGGGCCAUCCUUUCCCCCACGGGCAGCAUGGCUAUCUGUUGUGUUUGCAAACUUCUCCCCUGCCCUGCCAGAAAUGAACUCAUGGGCAAGGGGGGCAAACUGAGAAGAACCCAGCACUGCUGCUACACGGAGGGAAAUCUACCCUCCAGAGCCUUCCUUCCCAGAGAGGGCAAUCAAGACCACCCCUUACCACUGCAAUCAGGAGCCUCUACACAGUGGGGGUUACAAAAGGCACCUCACAGAUGAACUAAUCUGUAUUAAACACCUGCAACCUGGUGUGGCACCCAGUAAGCACCCAAUAAAUCACUCAGCUCCUUGCCACAUGUUGUCUGUUUGAAUAUUCCCAAGAAUCAAUGGAGUCAUCCAUCCAGGAACUUUGCACUCAAUUUUUGUUUUGUUUUGUUUUGUUUUGUUUUCCCAGUAAAAUUCAAUGUAUGUAAGUAGAAAUGUAAAAAUGUAGUUUUCUCUUAAGCUUUUAAAUUCAACUUACAAGUUACUUGUUCAUUUGUAAGCCUAUUACUAAACAAUAAUUUUUAGAUUUUUUUACAAAUGCAGUUAGAUUACCUUAAACAUUUAAAAAAUAUGUAAGUUUAAUGUAUUCUGUUUUUUCCCCUCCAUGAGUACUUCAUUGCUCUAAUGCCUGUCCCUAAACC